AUGUGUAAAAAUCGACAAAUUGAAAAUUGGAAAAACAAAUUAGAAUGUCUAGAAAGAAAAAUAUCAAAACUAAAAAAAACAAUAAUAAACUUAGAGAAAGAAAAAACAGAUAAAGAAGAUAAUCAGUUUUUUCUUACUAAUGAGGUCGUUCACCAAAUCAAAGAAAUCCAUGAAAAAGUUGUUGUAAAAAAAAUAGAAACUAUUCCCUUGUCUUCCUUUAAUACAACUAAUUGGCAAGCAUUUUCUCUCAAAACUGAUGUCAAAAUAAAAUGGAUUAUUAAUGACUCAUUAGAUGAAACUGUUGACAUCGAGGAAUAUGUUUGGAGUGAUUAUCCUGAAAGUCAUGAAACACAACGUAAAAAUUAUAUGUCUUAUCUCAAAAGGCAUAUCAACUUAUUACCACAAAUUUUGAUCCUUGAUGUUGCAACAAAUAAGACAUUUCUUCAAUUAUAUAAUGACUCUCGUUUACCAUUUAAUUUAUCUGGUGGCACAGAUGUUAUUUUGUUUGAGACUGCAGCUGAAACUCUUCCCCAAACUGGAAUUCGAAGUGUAAUUGAAUUGAAAAAGCAAGUGCAACCAGUCGAUGUGUAUCAAGUAGUAAUGCAGAUGAUAGUCGCAGAUAUAAUCACUCCAAAUCAUAUUUCUGCUAUUGGUGUACUAACUGACCUAAAAGACAAUUGGAACGUAUUUUGGCUUAAUAAGAAAGAA
Messenger RNA from Entrophospora candida, 708 nucleotides. The record is from the annotation of a GenBank genome assembly. NCBI's taxonomy places the organism in Eukaryota, Fungi, Glomeromycota, Glomeromycetes, Entrophosporales, Entrophosporaceae.